ACUUUUGUACGACUUGGGCUAUAUCUCCUUUUCUCUUCCGUCCUCACCCACUCCAAAUUCCUCAAUCCCUCUCUCCCCUCUCUAAAGAUCCGUUUUUGCUCGAGGGUUUUUAAUUGCGUAGCGUUCCGUCGCUAGCUCGCUGGUAUUUUCGAAGGUUGCAGAUCAUUGCAUUUCGAGGAUGGAUUUUUUCUUUGGAAACUCGAACGAGGGAUCUUCAAAUUUUGACCAGGGCAUGUUUAGGUGUCCGUUUCUGAGGAACAUCAAUGAACCAACUAACUUCUCCUUCACAUCAUCGAUGGCUUUCCCUAUUCCUGCACGGGAUGGGAAGGGUCCCAUAUUUGAGGAUGGUCCCAAUUUUGAUAUGGCAUUUAGGCUCUUCCAUGGGCAAAAUGGUGUUGUUCCGCUUUCCGGCAGGCCAUUUCUUCCGACUCAGAAGUCUCAGCCCCAAUCAUCACAAGCUCAAUUCAACCCCUUGGCGGCUAAAGCAGCGACCAUUAGCCUCUCCGGUUUUGGUGCAGGGGGGGCUUUUGGUUUCGAUGCUUUCUUCGAAAAAUGGGGGAAGGACAACAAGAAACCGAAACCCUCAAAAAAGAAAUCUUCUUCAAAGGGAGAGAAAUCAGGCCAUGAAGCAAUGGGCGAUGAUUGGUUGCAAAAAGGGAACUGCCCCAUUGCAAAGUCCUAUCGGGCCGUGAGUAGUGUGCUUCCUCUUGUAGCAAAGGCCCUUCAGCCCCCUCCUGGCAUGAAGUAUAGGUGCCCUCCUGCAAUUGUGGCCGCCAGGAGUGCUCUAGCAAAAACUGCUUUCGCCAAAAACCUUAGGCCGCAGCCCCUACCUGCAAAAGUGCUCGCCAUCGGACUUCUGGGAAUGGCAGCUAAUGUACCUCUAGGAAUAUGGAGGGAACACACUGAAAAAUUCUCGCCAUCGUGGUUUGUUGCUGUCCAUGCUGCUGUGCCAUUCAUAGGCAUGCUCAGGAAAUCUGUGCUGAUGCCAAAGGCAGCCAUGGCAUUCACCAUAGCGGCAUCUAUUUUAGGGCAGGUGAUCGGAUCAAGGGCGGAGAGGUACCGGCUCAAGACAGCUGCUGAUGCGAGGAAAUUGGAAUUUGCUGAAACUUCAGUUAUCGGGCCAGACGUUACUGGGAUUAAAUGCCGGGAAAACGCCGAUUGGAGUUCAAAUUCUCUGCAAGUUCCUGGUACCUCAUCCCCACCUGAGGUUUUCUGCUGAUCUUGGGUUACUCCAUUCUUGGUUCUGUUGCAGGUCUAGUUAUAUGCAAAAGUGAGCUUCUAUUCUUGUUGUUUUUAUAUACCACCGAAGUCCUCCAGAAAAAUUGGUGAAAUAAAUGUAAGAAUUAAGAGAAGUUUAUAUUAUAACUGAGGCAUUUUUAUGUA
Molecule: messenger RNA, 1383 nt
Organism: Salvia hispanica
Lineage: Eukaryota; Viridiplantae; Streptophyta; Magnoliopsida; Lamiales; Lamiaceae
Cellular component (GO): chloroplast
Source: RefSeq, a predicted model, not a curated record